CUAUCACACAGGAACUGAAUUGAUAAUUCAUUUAACUUGAUUACCUAACUUUACUCAUAAUACGCAUCAGAGUUUAAGAUGUGCAUGAAAUUUUUCGUUGAAAUUUUGAAAAAUAUCCUGUCCAUAUAACCACAAAAUUUACCACAAUGACGAUGUUUCUAAACUUUUGUAUGUAUGGCAUGACCUAUGGUAAUAAGUACAUGUGGAUGGUGACACAUUCAUGUGUGACUAUCCUCAUUCUUUAGAUAAACUUCUGUAACGGAUGCAUUCCAUUUUCAUUUAUUAUACUGAGCUGGAGCUGAAUACUUUGUCAUUUGUUGAAUAUCUACAAAAAUUCUACUAACGGAAUUAUUUAAGUUUCACAUUUCGGAAUUAAGGGCAUGCUGGAAUUAUUCAUUGUAAUAUUUCUCCUCUGCUUCUUUGGAUUUUUUGGAUAUCUGGGCUAUCAAUACUGGUUGAGAAAAUACAAAAGUGGAACAAGUGACGCAGUAAAUGACGACACUGCCGUUUCAAGAAGAGUUCCCCCCAAUGUUCAAGCACUAAAACACUUUUCCGCCGCACAGUGGCGAGUCAGUAAUGGAAGUCGAAUAAGCUUGGGAAGUGCAAAUACCGACAUUAACGACAUGUCUCUCUCAAUCUCCAUUUUUCAACCACCACCACCCCCACCCAGAUAUUCUACCAUUGACAUCCCCCAACUUGGCCCAAAGUCAUCCUGACUAUUCAUAAUUUUACUACUUUAUUACCUUAUGAAAAUAUGUAUAUUCGCUGCUGGCAGCAAUAAAAGACGGAAAACAAAUAUGAAUUUUGAAUUUUGA
Messenger RNA from Folsomia candida, 815 nucleotides. RefSeq lists its product as uncharacterized. The coding region runs from base 381 to 716 and encodes 111 amino acids. The transcript is spliced from 3 exons. The record is from RefSeq and is a predicted model, not a curated record. Lineage: Eukaryota; Metazoa; Arthropoda; Collembola; Entomobryomorpha; Isotomidae.